Coturnix japonica (Japanese quail) is the source of this 3445-nucleotide messenger RNA. RefSeq lists its product as uncharacterized. Gene Ontology annotation, molecular function: chemokine activity; CCR chemokine receptor binding. Lineage: Eukaryota; Metazoa; Chordata; Aves; Galliformes; Phasianidae. The record is from RefSeq and is a predicted model, not a curated record. Gene Ontology annotation, biological process: chemokine-mediated signaling pathway; inflammatory response; cell chemotaxis. Gene Ontology annotation, cellular component: extracellular region.
GGGGUUUUACUCUGUUCUGGGAUCAAAUCCUUAUCUGAAAUGAUUGGAAUUUCCCACAGCGGGGGAGCUCAGAUCUCCAUUAGCCCUGAGAAAUCACUGGGAAGGACUUUGGAACAAGCACAGCCACACCGUCUCAAUCCUAAUCUUAUCUUCAUUUCUCAGCUGUGCGAGUUGGCAGGAGGAAAAAAACUUCCGUGUUCAUCUGGGAUUUGAUACGAAAGAGAAAGCAAAGGUGCAGGAUGUGAGCACAGCGCUGGCAUGACCUGGGCUGGGAAGCCCCCAGACCAUCAGCAAGAUCCCAGUGGCUGAUAGCUUGUCCUCUACCAAAGCUUUGGGCUGUAUGGACAAGCACACAGUGGUCAGUGAGCCCUGGAGGAAACAGUCCUUGGGGAGGCACUGCCUUUCUGCUCCGGUCUCCCAGGAGGCCAGUCUGGGUCAUCAGAUUAGCUGAUGCAUUGUGAAAGCUAUUAGCAAACACCGCGAUUUUUGGCCCAAGAGCCGAUGCUGCUGCAGAAAAGGAAGGGCUGCUUUUGCUUUCAGAGUGAACAAAGUGAGAUUUACAUGUAUCGGAGCUGCCGGUUGGGGUUGGAGAGAGCUCUGCAAACCUAUGGGCAGUGGGUGAGAGCCACAUGGAGAGCGGACAGCUUUUGCACCUUGAGCCAUUGCCAAGGAGCUGGAAAAAGCCGUCACCUCAUCGGGGAAUUCCAGCUGCUGUCCCAUUCCACAGCACGAGCAUUAUUCCUUCCCUGCCUGGCCCUUCCUCCGCCUCCUGCCUGUCGUCACAUGUGUAUGUGGAGGAGCUAAAUAGCAGCUGGAGUCAGGACUUCGUGCUCCUGGAAUGAGCUGCUGCAGCCGCGUCGCUGCAGAGGAUGCUGUAGGCAGCCAGGAGUGAAACUCAUCACCCAUCGUCCUUCUCCGCGUACCCCUCCUGCUGCCAACCACCAGAACAUGAGGGCUGCUUCUCUCCAGGUCCUGUUUGCACUGAGGGUCUUGUGCCUGGCUGCUAUGGCUGCAGGGCAACCCAAAGCACCUCUGAAGUGUUCAAAGUGGUGUGGCUCUUUCCACCGUGCCAUAGACGAGAAGCAGAUCAAGAGCUACCGUUGGACUGAACCCCAGUGCUCCAAGAAAGCCAUCAUAUUAACUACGAAGAAGCUCAGAGAAAUUUGUGCAAAUCCAAGUGAGAACUGGGUGAAGAAGGUCAUGAAGAAACUGGACCAGGAAAAGGCCCCGGCAGCAUCCCCACUUCCACAGCCUGACACUUCCCCUGCAGCAGCGGUACCCGAAGAGCCUGGCGUCUUCCACAAGCAAACUGCUCUCCAAGUACCAAGUCCACCUCCAGCCUCUGCAGCUUCAGAGAGAGCACCCGUUCCUGCUGCCAGCACAGAGGAGACCAGCAAACCCACCCCAGCCAUGCAGAACACCACGCACUUCCCUGCAUCUCCUGUGACAUCGGGAGCUGCUAUGCACUCUGGAGUCAUUUCAGAAGCAAACAGAGAGUCCUUAACAUCUGUGCACUCAACAGCUGACGCAGUGGGCAUGGCCCUUGGCCAAUCCAUCCCAUACCCCACAGCUCCUGUGCAUGGUUCUGAUGGCCAAGAAGAACCUGUAGGACAUACUACAGAUGGUGCUGGUGAUGUCCAAGGCACAACUUCUACCUCAGACUCGGAGCCUGCAUCCAUUCCCAAAGGACUGGACCAUCCUGGUCUUCAUACGAACGACCCCCUGGGCCCAGUCAGUACAAGAGGCAGCACAUCAGGCACUACUUCAAAGAGUUUUAGUUCAGCUCUCCCCUCCACCCUAAAGAGCACAGAGGUCAGCAUGGUCCCAUCCACACCAGAGGCUGCUCCAGCUCUUACUCAAAACCCCACAGCUGCCGUAGACAAAGGUCUUUACGUCCAUGUCAGCAAAAAUUUCAGUUCCUCUGCAUUUGGUACUGGGACAUCUGAUCAUUUAUUGCCCCUGGGAAAACAAGGCCCUCCAGAUACAUUAGUUUUCACCAGUCAGAUGUUCUCAGGCCAAGCCAGACCACAGGCUACAAGAAGCCCAAGUGACUCACCUGCGCUCAGCUCCUUGUCAGGGUCCCAAAUGCACUUUGUCCUCCCUGUUGCCCUGGCGGGUGGGCUGAUUGCUUGUGGUGUGGCAGCUGUAUGGCUAUACACUAAAUUCAGAAUCAGACCAGAAACAACAACAAGAGAAAUGGUGGAAGGUUUGCUCUACCUGAAAGAGGGACACCAAGACAACGUCUAUCGGAUGGAAGUGAUCUGAAUGCUGCAUGGCAGGGAUGUUUUUGGCCUAGAACAUGUGUAUGCUGCUGCAGGAAAGCUCUGUCUGCUGGCCUGGUGAGCAGUGCAGAGCAGUUCCUAAGAAAGCUGAGAACUUUGGACUGAGAGCAUCCAAAAAAUACAUAUAAAGCCUAAGUUCUCAUCGGCCAAUGGCAACGUUUUAGGAACAGACGGGCUGUUCCUUUCUCUGGCACUGUUCUGUAGAAAGGAUGUUGCUGUGCUGGGGCUGGUGCCAAGCAGUGGGCAGAAGAAACGUUGGGGAUUUUCCCACAUUUCAACAUCACCCAGUUGAGAAGCUUCGUGCCCACCCACUCACCCCCUCUGCUGGACUUGGGCUCUGCCACUGUGAGCAAAACCAACACCAAAGCACAGUCUGCACUUAGAAACUUCCAGUUGCUUCUUUUUUGGCACUUCAGUUCGCUGCUCUGUCGGACCUAAACUUGAUGCUGCCUCUCCUUGGGCUGGUUAAACACUCCAUUUAAUUGGGCAUUUAACAGCUAGAACCAGCAGAGCUCAUCCAGCCUUCAGACAUUAUAUGUAUAUACCUGUAUAUAGCAGCAAGCAAUGCAAGUGCUGUUAUAGCACCAAAGCAGGUUUUUUUAAAGCUAAAUUGUUUAUUUUCACACAUCUAGACGUUGCUGUGUGUGAGCUUUAUCUUUUAUCCAUGGCCAGCUCCUGAAAGCCCUCAUUUAACUUCUACUAUGCACAUCACCUGCUGGCCUUGCUGGUGGGGCACCACAGUGUGUGUAAUGCUGGGAACACUGGAAAACAUUGCACUGUGUCUGUUGUCUUGCUGGGCUUGGCUGUGCGUGUGAGCAGCGCCCCAUGCAGGCCCAGGCACUACAGCAAAUGGAUCUAUGCUUUGCCAUAGCCUUCCUCCUCCCAGACCAGCUGUGCUCAUCCCAUCCCUGCUCCUUGCCCAGGGCACAGUGCUGGCACACUGUCCUUGGGCAGGAUUUCACCUGUGACAGGGGCAGAUCCCAACCCAUGGGCAGGUGGGAGCCCUGCUGGUGGGGGACAGGCUCCAGGAGGGUCCUUAUGUUCUAUUGUGCAGUGACUGCUGUCAGCUCUGAUCUGUGUAUUGAGUCUGAAGGUAUGUGAAUAAGAUUUGUAUUGUAUUUUUGUAGUAGUAACGAUAAUAAAGUUCUUAAUGUUAAAAACCU